AUGGCGCCAGAAACAGGCCAGCGGUACGAGCCGGUGCCUCCCAUACCAACAUAUGAAGAAGCUGUCGCCGGGAGCAGCGGCAGUUGGCGAAGCGAACGCUCACCAAUCGACGACCCCCGAGAUUUGGGCGCAGAGGGCCAAGGGCUCUUGAGCUCGAGGCAUGCAUUCGAAUCACCAACACCGACCCAACAGGCCCCGACGGGUCGUCGACCGCGAGGCUACCGGCCCCCGACGGUGGAAACCGACGACGAAAGUGAUCUGUUCGCCUCCGACGACUCAGACUCAGAUGCCGAGACGGAAUAUGUGCGACGGGAGAUGCAAGAGCUGGAGAUUGAUGACUCCGAGGUGUCGCGGAAUCGAUCUUCAUGGGGGAAACGCAUUGGGCUUUCCCUCUCUUUACCGCAGUGGCGAUGGACGUGGAGGUGGAGGUUACCACGUUUACGAAGCGAUGGCGGCAGCUCCGGGACGACACAAGACGCAGACGAUGGCGGCAAUAGCGCAGACUCUGGAGGACAGAUUGGCCCUGGCCUCCUUGCCCUGCCUAAAUUUGGCAGCGCAGCGCUCCUUCUUCUGAUAGCUCGCAUCUUUGCCAUGCUCCUCGUCUUCGGCUUCCUUUACCUUCUGUUUGCUAGCGACAUGUUCACCAACAUGGCGAGGCGGAUGGGCAAUCCGGUUGAUCCCGAAAAGCUGCGCAGCCACCUUCAGAUGCACGUGGACCCGCGGAGAAUAAGGGAUCAACUACAGCACUUUACAAGCUACGCGCAUCUUGCGGGGACCGAAGGUGAUUAUGCCUUAAUGGAGGACACGGAGAUGCUCUUCAAGACGUACGGGCUGGAAAGCGUCACGCGGGACGUGUACCAUGUCUACCUCAACUAUCCAAAGGCCGGAGGAAGGGCGGUGGAGAUUCUGGGGCAGGACGGGAAGCCGAUCUGGUCCGCAAAAUUAGAAGAGGAGGAGACGGGCGGCGAGACUGCCGGCCGGCAGACGUACUCGUUUCACGGCCACUCAAAAUCUGGGGAUGUGAAGGGGCCACUGAUCUACGCGAACUAUGGGUCGAGGGAAGACUUCCAGGCGCUCAAGGACAGCGGCAUCGACACAAAUGGCGCAAUCGCACUCGUUAAGUACUAUGGACCGCUCAGCGAUCCAGGCUUGAAGGUCAAGGCUGCCGAAUUGGCAGGCUUCGCGGGUUGCAUUAUCUACAGUGACCCAGCUGACGACGGGUUUGUCAACGGCAAGACAGCGCCUGAUGGCCACUUCAUGCCUGCGGAUGGCGUUCAUCGCGGCGGUGUGAGCUUACGCAGCUGGAUUUUGGGAGACGUCUUGACGCCCACGUGGGCCAGCAGGGACAACUUGCCGAGGAUGAAAGUUGAACAAACCAAAGGGCUGGUCAAGAUUCCAAGCCUGCCAUUGGCGUCGCGUGAUGCCCAGGUUUUGCUGCAGCACCUCAAGGGGUUCGGCCACCAUGUUCCCCAGUGGUCCGGACGGGUUCCUGACGUUGACGAGUAUUGGACCGGAAACGGCUCGUCACCCAUCGUUCGCUUAAAAAACGACCAAGACGAGGAAGAGAGACAGCCUAUCUGGAACGUGUAUGGCAGGAUUCCUGGUCAAGAGCAGCAGGAGAAGAAAAUCAUCAUUGGCAACGCCCGUGAUUCUUGGGCAUUCGGAGCGGCAGACCCCCACUCUGGAACAGCAAUCAUGCUCGAAGUUGCUCGGAUUCUAGGUGACCUUUAUGCCCGUGGCGCCUGGCAACCUCUGCGCACCAUCGAAUUCAUGUCCUGGGACGGCGAGCAGUAUAAUCUGAUAGGAUCGACCGAGUACGUUGAGCAGAACGAAGACGCACUGCGCAGUGAAGCUCUUGCCUACAUCAACCUCGGCGGGGCCGUUUCUGGCUCCACCUUGCGAGCCGCUGGCUCGCCCGUGUUUCGCAACCUGCUCCUACAAAUACUGAACAGGGUAUCCGAUCCCUAUUUCAAUGCCACGCUGCGGGAUCUCUGGGACCGACGGCAUGGCGAUAUCGACGGUCCCCUCAACGACACGGCUUGUAUCCCGUUCCAGGAUAUUGCCGGGACCUCGUCUUUGGAUCUCUACUUUGAUGGCGGUCGUUUCCCUCGUCAUUCUAAUUACGACAAUUUCGAGUGGAUGGAAAAGGACGGUGACCCGGGCUUUGUCUACCACACACUCCUGGGACAAGUCGUCGGCCUCCUUGUUCUUGAACUCUCGGACCGUCCCAUCAUGCCCUUCGAUAUGCCAGCUUACGCGGACAAUUUGAACCGCUGGGUUGAGGAGCUCGACUCGUGGGCCACGAAGCAAGGCGGGGCUGAUCGAUUGUCGGUAGCUCCACUCCGCGACGCCUCCAAUGAGGUUGCCAAGUCUGUACGCGAGUUCACCAAAUGGGAGGUCAACUGGGAAAAUACCAUCGUGGCGGCCAGCGGGUGGGAGCCGACAGGCCUGGGCCGGAGCAGAUGCGAGUACAACUCGCGCAUGGCGAAGUUUGACAGUGACCUGCUGGAUGCGGCCGGGAUACCGAACCGGAAGCAAUUCAAGCAUGUCGUCUUUGGCCCGCCGCUGUGGCCUGACACCGAGUCCGACGGGGCCUACUACUUCCCUUCGAUCCGGGACGCGGCCCUGUCGGGCAACUGGACGCUCGCCCAGGAGACGGUCAACAAGGUUGCGGGCAUCCUGAGGCAGGCUGCUGCCAACCUGGCCAAGUGA
Molecule: messenger RNA, 2712 nt
Organism: Canariomyces notabilis
Lineage: Eukaryota; Fungi; Ascomycota; Sordariomycetes; Sordariales; Chaetomiaceae
Product: Zn-dependent exopeptidase
Exons: 2
Coding region: 1-2712 (903 amino acids)
Molecular function (GO): carboxypeptidase activity
Source: RefSeq, a predicted model, not a curated record